AUGACCAUGUCUACGGGACAAGAACAAGCUCUCAUCAAAUAUUCUGAAAUGAACCAACAACAACAACAGGAAGCGGUUGAUUGUAGCGCGGCCGCAAUUGAACGUUUCCAGGAUAAUCAGGAGGUGGCGAAGUAUAUCAAACACGAAUUUGAUCGACGGUACGGCGGGACAUGGCACUGUGUGGUUGGCAAGACAUUUGGAUGGUGA
Molecule: messenger RNA, 207 nt
Organism: Echinostoma caproni
Lineage: Eukaryota; Metazoa; Platyhelminthes; Trematoda; Plagiorchiida; Echinostomatidae
Source: the annotation of a GenBank genome assembly